Thalassophryne amazonica is the source of this 2585-nucleotide messenger RNA. Its product is annotated as G/T mismatch-specific thymine DNA glycosylase-like. The record is from RefSeq and is a predicted model, not a curated record. Lineage: Eukaryota; Metazoa; Chordata; Actinopteri; Batrachoidiformes; Batrachoididae. Gene Ontology annotation, biological process: base-excision repair, AP site formation. The coding region runs from base 158 to 1498 and encodes 446 amino acids. Gene Ontology annotation, cellular component: nucleus. Gene Ontology annotation, molecular function: mismatch base pair DNA N-glycosylase activity. The transcript has 11 exons.
GGUAUCUUCCGAUGUCAAAGUUGACCGGGAAAGUCUUGUUGUUUCUGCGGCAGCUCCAGUAAUUUAGCUAGAACAACGGAAUAACUAGAAAUACAAGAGUCACCCGAACACAGCGAUCGUAUUUCAGGCACAACCACGACAGUUAAACCACCCAAAGAUGGAAGAAAAGCUGAAUGGAUCACUGCCUGUCUCCCCAGAAUAUCUUCAGCAGUGGAUUCAAUCUGCACAACAGUUUCAGGCUCUUCAAGCCCAGUAUUCAGGCUUCAACCCCAACCAUCAGUUUCACUGCCUCGAGAGAGAGACAGGACAGCAAGCCAUGGCACACACGGCUAAUCCUGAAUCCAUGAUGGAGCAGCAAGUGCCUGCCAAUCUGACCAAACCUCCACCAAAAAAGAGAGGAAGACAAGCUCAACCCAAGGAACCUGGAGCACUGAAACCACCCAAAACCCCUAAGGUGCCAAAGCAGCCUAAAGACCCAAAUGCACCUAAAGCAAAACCAGGACCUAAACCCAAAAAGGACAGUCAAGGUCAGAUAGAGGGUAAACAGGAGAAGAUUGAUGAGACCUUCAAGAAGGUGAAGAGGAAAGUGGAUCGCUUCAAGGGAAUGACAGAGGAAGAAGUCAUGAAAAAAACUCUUCCAGACUUGCUGGACUACAACUUGGACUAUGUUAUUAUUGGUAUCAAUCCAGGGCUGAUGGCAGCUUACAUUGGACGAUGGUUUCCUGGUCCUGGAAACCACUUUUGGAAGUGCUUAUUUCUGUCUGGAUUUACUGAAGAGCAGCUCAACCACAUGCACGACUCCACUCUGCCUGUCAAAUAUAAAAUGGGCUUCACAAACAUGGUGGCCAGGGCAACACCAGGGAGCAAAGACCUCUCAAGCAAAGAGUUGCGUGAAGGAAGCAAAAUUCUCGUGGAGAAGCUGAAGAAUUACAAGCCUCUCAUUGCUGUUUUCAAUGGAAAAUGCAUCUUUGAAAUGUUCUGCAGAGAACUGUUUGGUAAAAAACCAAAGACUCUUGAAUUUGGGUUGCAGCCUCACAAAAUACCAGACUGUGAAGUGGCUCUGUAUUUGAUGCCUUCAUCCAGCGCUCGCUGUGCUCAGUUUCCACGUGCUCAAGACAAAGUCCACUUCUACAUCAAACUGAGAGAACUCAGGGAUCAGCUAAAGGGUGUCCAAAGAAGCACAGAUAUCCAGGAGGUUAAAUACUCCUUUGACCUUGAAUUGGCCAAGGAGGAUGCUAAGAGGCUGGCGAUAAAGGAGGAGCAGUACGAUCCUGGUUAUGAAGACGCCUAUGGUGGAGCAUAUACGGAGAGGGGACCCAAAGGGGCUCAGAGCCAGACCAAUGGUCACUGUACCUUUUCAUCUGUUGAAACUUCAGAAAGCGUAGAAGCGACCACGUCACAGUCGGCAGAGGGUCAGCUUCCAGAUGGACAGUGGAUGACUCAGUCCUUUGCAGAUCAGAUCCCAGACAUCAGUGGACCGAAGGACACAAGCAUAUGAAGAAAAGGCUUUGGUCUUCCUGUGUGACUGUCCCUCUGUGGUUUUAUCAAGUUUUAGAUCCCCCUCCCUUUAGUGAGUGGAACGCACUCACACAUAGUGGACAGAUUUUGCAGAGUAUUCCUGCAUUUAUUAUUGUUAUUAUUUUUAUUUAGUUUCUGGUUGUGUUAGACAUGAAUGCCUAUAUGAUUCCUUCAUGGCAGUCUUUUUACAUAUGUCAAAUCAGGGACUUGAUGCUUGACUGUCCUUGGAGAAGGUCAUGUAUUUUAACCUCUUUGUACUGUACCAUACUGCACAGUCAUGCAGUAAUUGUGAACAUUCUUGUCUACUGUAUUUACAGUAGACUUAAUUCUCUGUGGUUACUUUUUUAAGGUGGACUGAACAGUUGUGAGUGUGUGUAAGCAGUGAGAGUUAGUGAGCAUUAACGGUUUAUAUUCAUGGUGCUAUGAACUGACCACAAUGCAGUUGACACUUGAUGACUCAUUGUGGACAUUAGAAUCCACAGCCUUUCAGUACUGAGCUGUAAAACUCAAGCAGGUCAUAUUUUAACUUUAUGGUGUCAUCUUUAGUUUUUUUUUUUCCUUGUAUUUUGUUUGUUUGUUUAUAGAAUUUUCAAAUUGUUUGCUUAUGCAAUUUUUAUUUUCUGAAACAUUUGUCUAUUAAAAUUUUUUUUUUUUCUGAAUUAGUUGUUUUUAUGGUCCACUUUAUCUUUUCAUAGAGUACAGCAGGUACUAGGGGUGCACGAUAUGUCAUUUCAGCAUAGUCAUCACGAUGUGUGCAUGCACAUCCAGGGCUUCCAGAUUGCUCCCAAAGGGUCACAUUUUGAGUUUUUUUUUGUUUUGUUUUUUUUUUUUUACAAUUGCUGGCAAACACGUGACCUGGUAAUGUGUCCGGAUUGUUUUUGUUAUUCCUCCCCAUGUUUGUAACCGUGGAGUCUGCAGGCGUAUGCUGGGUAUAGAGGGGUGGAAGAGGCUCGCAGUGAUUAGUCAACUAACUCACUGUUUGAUUUACAGUUGUGGUCAGAAUUUUUUUUUUAUUUUUUUUUAUAAACAUACGUAUGUUCAUCUUGGGCAUGAAUGUCAUGGAAAUU